CACACCACCGCCACCGACUCAAUUCACCGCUCAUCGACCCAAAAUCGCGUGACGAACCAAACAACCUUCGGAGCCUUCUAGCCUUAAUCGCAAACUUCAGCAAACACGAGCUCUCAAAACCCAAGCUUUCAAACCUACCUCCCACCUCCCACCUCCCACCUCAACCUUACGCGCUCGCAAACUCUCCACGAUGGCGGACGAGCUUCCAAAACACCCACCCCAGGUGGCCAUCCCCAUGGACGACAAGCGCAUCUGGAUCGAUGGCUGCUUCGACUUUACGCACCACGGCCACGCUGGCGCCAUGCUGCAAGCCAAGCGUCUCGGAAACUACCUAUGCGUGGGCACGCACAGCGACGAGGAGAUCCUAGCGAACAAGGGGCCGACGGUGAUGUCGCUGGCGGAGCGGAUCCUGGCGGUCUCCGCGUGCCGCUGGGCGAACCUUCCUGUGCCGGGCGCGCCCUACGUCACCGACCCCGCGUGGAUGGAUCUGUACGGGUGUCGCUUCGUAGUGCACGGCGACGACGUGACGACCGACGCGUCGGGCGAGGACUGCUACCGCAUCGUCAAGAGCGCGGGGCGCUUCCGGAUCGUGAAACGGACGCCUGGCAUCAGCACUACCGAUCUCGUCGGCCGCAUGCUGCUAUGCACCAAGACGCACCACAUUAAGGACUUGGGCGCGCUGCUGCUCGGCAAGGACGGCGAGGACAUGCUCGAGAUGAUGCGCAACUACGCGAGCGAUGAGUUUGGCGCCGUGGGCCGUGGUCCCCCCGUGUUGGAGUACAUGCCGACGGCGCCGCGCAGCUGCCGGACACUCGUGCACGGCCUGAUGCCCGCCAUGGGCCGCAGGAUCAUCUACGUCGACGGCGGCUUCGACCUCUUCACUCCCGGGCACAUCGAGUUCCUGCGCCUGGUCAAGAAGGAGGCGACGGCGGCCGGCGAGAGCGAACCGUACAUCGUUGCCGGGCUGCACAGCGACCGCGUUAUCAACUACUGGAAGGGGCUUAAUUAUCCCAUCAUGUCGUUGUUUGAGCGGGCGAUGUGUGUGCUGCAGUGCCGCUUCAUCGACGCCCUCGUGCUCGAGGCGCCGUUCAUUCCCGACGCCGAGUUCCUGGACGCCAUCGGCGAGACGUUCGGCGGCGAGCUCGAGGCGGUCUACCACGGCCCCACCGCCUUUAUGGAGGGCGAGGAGGACACCUACCAGGAGGCCAAGGAGCGCGGCAUCUACCGAGAAGUCGGCUCUCACCGCUGGGCAGACGUCAACGCGGGUGUCAUUGUCCGACGGAUCCUGAACGAGCGCGAACGCUACGAGGAGCGCCAACGGAAGAAGGGCUUCAAGGCGGAAAUGGAGGUCGUCAUGACAAACUAGACGGACGGCGGCAUAGCGAUACCACAUUCACUUCUCUGUAGCGCUUCUUCUUCUCGUAUCAUAUCGGGUUUAAUCUCAACAUAGACAUCCCCCCUUGGAGCGUAUUCAACCUGCCCCCGCCUGCUAUUUCUCU
Tricharina praecox is the source of this 1499-nucleotide messenger RNA. RefSeq lists its product as uncharacterized. The coding region runs from base 191 to 1366 and encodes 391 amino acids. Gene Ontology annotation, cellular component: cytoplasm. Gene Ontology annotation, biological process: phosphatidylethanolamine biosynthetic process. The record is from RefSeq and is a predicted model, not a curated record. Gene Ontology annotation, molecular function: ethanolamine-phosphate cytidylyltransferase activity. The transcript is spliced from 2 exons. Lineage: Eukaryota; Fungi; Ascomycota; Pezizomycetes; Pezizales; Pyronemataceae.